Messenger RNA from Aspergillus pseudoviridinutans, 1233 nucleotides. RefSeq lists its product as uncharacterized. The record is from RefSeq and is a predicted model, not a curated record. Bases 1 to 1233 code for a protein of 410 amino acids. The transcript has 4 exons. Gene Ontology annotation, biological process: transmembrane transport. Gene Ontology annotation, molecular function: transmembrane transporter activity. NCBI's taxonomy places the organism in Eukaryota, Fungi, Ascomycota, Eurotiomycetes, Eurotiales, Aspergillaceae. Gene Ontology annotation, cellular component: fungal-type vacuole membrane.
AUGAUUCGGAAAAAGCUAUCAGUGCCGAGUCGAGACCUCCAGGGAGUGAUGCUCCAGACGGCGGCUCUGGUGCGUGGCUUGUCGUGCUCGGUGCCUGGUGCACUUCCUUUUGCAGUUUUGGUUGGCUCAACAGAGUACUAUCAGAAUGAGCUGCUUAACGGCUAUUCGCCAAGCACCAUUUCAUGGAUUUCAUCGCUGGAAAUCUUCUUCAUGAUGGGCAUGGGACCCUUCGUGGGGGCCGUGUAUGAUCGCUACGGUCCCCGGCUAUUGCUCCUAAUCGGGAGUAUUAUGCACGUCUUUGGAAUUAUGAUGGCUAGUCUUGGAAAGGACUACUAUCAGAUACUGCUCGCGCAGGGACUCUGUUCUGGUCUUGGUGCCUCGGCGAUCUUCUCACCCUCUAUCACCUGCGCGGCGGCAUGGUUUAACCGCAAUCGUGGAGCAGCGUUUGGGGUACUAUUCACAGGCUCCAGCGUUGGCGGUAUCGUUUUCCCCAUCCUGGUAUCACAUCUCAUCCGCGAAAUCGGGUUCGGUUGGGCUAUGCGCGUCUGCGCAUUUCUGAUACUUUUCCUCCUCAUCAUCGCCAAUGUAACUGUUCGUGCCUGGCAGCCUCCGAGACCCAAGAGGGUUACAGGGGCGCAACUCGUUAAGCCGCUCACCGAAUUCCAAUUUGUCCUACUUGCAGUCGGUUUCUUCCUCUUCACGUAUGGCUUCUACGUGCCCAUCAAUUACCUUCCCACCCAAGCGCUAGCGGCAGGAAUGAGCUCGAACCUCGCUCAGUAUCUCCUGCCGAUCUUGAAUGCAGGCUCUCUUUUUGGCCGUCUUUUCGCAGGCUUUAUGAGCGACAAAAUAGGCCGGUACAACAUCUUCAUCGUCGUGUGCUAUCUGUCGGGAAUCUUUAUUCUGGCCCUCUGGUUGCCGGACUCCAGCAAUGCGGGCCUGGUUGCCUUUGCUCUUUUUUUCGGCUUUUUUUCGGGGUCUUAUGUUUCCUUAAUUACGCCUUUGAUCAUGCAGGUUUCGCCCAUGGCGGAGCUUGGCUUCCGUACAGGUAUUGUUCUUUUCGCUAGCGCGAUUGCUGGCUUGACAACGAAUCCUAUCAAUGGCGCUAUCUUGGAAAGUGGUGGUGGAUGGUCUGGAUUGAAGAUCUUUUCUGGGGUGUUCUGUCUCGUUGGCACUACAGUAGUGCUUAUUGCGAGGAUAAGGAAAACGGGGUGGGAACUCUUCGUUGUGUUUUAA